Salarias fasciatus (jewelled blenny) is the source of this 2597-nucleotide messenger RNA. It is a transcript of the gene srlb, whose product is annotated as sarcalumenin. The transcript has 7 exons. Gene Ontology annotation, molecular function: GTP binding. Lineage: Eukaryota; Metazoa; Chordata; Actinopteri; Blenniiformes; Blenniidae. The record is from RefSeq and is a predicted model, not a curated record. The coding region runs from base 211 to 1458 and encodes 415 amino acids.
CCAUCAUGAAGGGUACGGUCUCAGUCUGCUGUCUCCUCUCCCUGCUUCUUUUGCAGGCCACAGCAGAGGAGGAGGAGGAUAUCAUCCUCCAUCCUGAGAGACAGAUCUCACAUCGAUGAGACGCUGCGGCUUGCAGCCGAGGAGAAAGCAGGAGACUAUGCAGCGGCCCUUCAAAAGCUGCGAAAUAUCUACCACAACUCCAUCAAGCCGAUGGAGCAAGCGUACAAGUACAAUGAGCUGAGGCAGCACGAGAUCUCAGCCUACCCCGGACGAACCCUAGGGGACUCAUCCACAGAUGGUGAAAUUACCUCCAAGCCCAUGGUGCUGUUUCUGGGACCGUGGAGUGUAGGAAAGUCUUCCAUGAUCAAUUACCUCCUGGGCUUGAGCGACAGCCCCUAUCAGCUCUACACAGGAGCUGAGCCCACUACCUCUGAGUUUACUGUCAUUAUGCACGGGGAGAAGAUCCGCUCGGUCGAGGGCAUCGUCAUGGCGGCGGACAGUUCUCGCUCCUUCUCUCCUCUGGAGAAGUUUGGCCAAAACUUCCUGGAAAAGCUGAUCGGCAUUGAAAUGCCGCACAAGCUGCUGGAGCGCGUGACUUUCGUGGACACUCCGGGAAUCAUUGAGAACCGCAAGCAGCAGGAGAGAGGUUACCCUUUCAAUGACGUGUGCCAGUGGUUUAUUGACCGAGCGGACCUCAUCUUCGUGGUGUUUGAUCCCACCAAGCUGGACGUGGGCCUGGAGCUGGAGAUGCUCUUCCGGCAGCUGAAGGGCCGCGAGUCGCAGAUCCGCAUCAUCCUGAACAAGGCCGACAACCUGGCCACCCAGGACCUGAUGAGAGUCUACGGCGCUCUCUUCUGGAGCCUGGCUCCCCUCAUCAACGUGACCGAGCCCCCCCGCGUCUACGUCAGCUCCUUCUGGCCGUACGACUACGCGCCCGACACCAGCCGUGAGCUCUUCAAGAAGGAGGAGAUCUCCCUCCUGGAGGACCUCAACCAGGUGAUCGAGAACCGGAUGGAGAACAAGAUCGCCUUCAUCCGCCAGCACGGCAUCCGCGUCCGCAUCCACGGCCUGCUGGUGGACCGCUACGUCCAGACCUUCAAGGAGAAGAUGAGCUUCUUCAGCGACCCCGAGCUGGUCUUCAAGGAGAUCGUGGACGAACCGGACAAGUUCUACAUUUUCAAGUCCAUCCUGGCCAAGACCAACGUCAGCAAGUUCGACCUGCCCAACCGCGACGCCUACCGCGACUUCUUCGGCAUCAAUCCGGUCACCAACUUCAAGCCGCUGUCGGCUCAGUGCUCCUACAUCGGAGGCUGCCUCCUGGAUAAGAUUGAGAGGGCGAUCACAAACGAGCUGCCCGCCCUGCUAAGCAGCAUUAACUCUGGAAAGCAGCCCGGCCUGUCGGCCUGCGAGGCGACUGGCUGCGGCGAGAAGCCAAAGAAUCGCUACCGAAAGAACUGAGGAACGCAGAAUAACUGGAGCGGAGGACGUGAUUAGAAAGAGGAGGCGAGGUGGAAGGGUGUGGCUCAAGCCAACCCUGGUUUUGUCAGAAUGCUUGGAUUGUUGAGGAGACAGAAAAGAGAAGAUUCUUGGUUUUUUUUUUUGUUUUUUUGUUUUUUUUUUCUUCCUCAGGAGAAUAAGGGGAGGUAGACGUAGGGACGUUGAGAAUGCUGCAGGUUGUGGGAGGGGAGGGGACAUCGCACGAUAAGGCAGCUCAAGGACACAAGCGCUGAAGACACGAGAACACGCAAUGACGCAAGACGAUCGCUGAGUUUUAUUUUUUUGUCGACACACACGCCUCCCUCUCUCUCCGGUGCACAAUCACAACGGACUGUCUGGGACUUUCGGGGGUUUUGGGGGAAAAAAAUAAUAAAGAAGGAAUGUAAACGGAUAAAUAACAUCAAAUAAAAAUUGAAAAUCCUGAGACUGAAAAUAGACAAAUACCAGCUCCCUUGUAUGUGAAUAAAACAGAAAAAAGUUUUUGCAGCAGGUCAAUUCCACGAGCUUCAAGUUGUUUUUGAAGUAGCUUUAUUUGCGGGUGCUAACGAAGCCUCAGUGUUUGGGAAGUGUCCAAACCGUCGCUUUUUUAACUGGCUUAACACUGCAUGUUGGAAAUCUCAGCCUGUUUUUAACACACGCAUGUGUUUUUCCUCUCAUAUUAACAAGCGUAAUGCAAUACUUCCAUGUUUCUGACAUUUGAACCAGUCUUGCCACGCAUUAAAUAAGAUCUCUUUCUUCUCUCUCUUAGUUUUGUAUGCUUGAGAUUCUUGGUUGUUGACGACCUGUGAAAUAGGCAGAGGUCAGGGUUCAAGGGUCAGAGUCUCCAGAGCGGAGAGGGUUUGUUCAUUCUGCUUCACUUCUUAAGUGUUCUGUUUUCGUUUGAGGCUUUAAAUUUUAAAUUCAGUCUUUUCCUCCAAUAAUAAGCUUGCCGGCGUUUCAAACUGAGCGACCACAAAAGACACAUGAAUUAUGUGCUUGAACUGUCUUUAACAAUUUCUUCUGCAGGUUAGAAAGAUAUUUAUUGAUUUUUUUUUUCUGUGUAACUUUCCAAAUGUGCACUGAAGUAGUCUGUACGUGUGCAACAAAAAAAAAAAAAAAAG